AUGGCAGGCCCCGGAGUCAGGCUCCUGCUGAGCACCCUCCUCGUCGCAUUCGCAGCGGUCCUCUAUACAUUCCUCGACACACCACUCGGUCUCAUCCUCUUCAAAUCCAAAACCUCAGAUCCAGGCCCAUACACCCCUCAGAACCCAUCAAUCUGCCCCCAAGUCCCCGCGCUCUCCCCGAAGAGCCACGAAAUCGAACAAUCCAUCCUCGCAAAAACCUCCUCGCCAACCUACCACAAGAGCAUAAUCACCAAACUCACCGGCCUAAUCCAAAUCCCCUCUGAAAGCUACGAUGACCUAGGCCCCAUCGGCACCGAUCCUCGCUGGGACAUCUUCUACUCUAUCGAGGAGUACAUCAAGAAAGAGUACCCCGCUGUCUUUGAAACCGUCACGCUCGACCACGCGAAUACCCAUGGCCUCAUACUCACCUGGGAGGGGAGUAUCCCUGCAUCGCAGGCGAAGCCGAUCCUCAUGCUCGCGCACCAGGACGUCGUCCCCGUCCUACCCGAGACAGUCACCGAGUGGACGCAUCCGCCGUACGAGGGAUACUUUGACGGGGAGAUUAUCUGGGGACGGGGCGCGACGGAUGACAAGGGGUAUAUGAUUUCGCUGCUGGAGAGCCUCGACCUGCUUAUCUCGUCGGGAUUCAAACCAAAACGCACAGUCAUUGUUGCCUUUGGCUGCGACGAGGAAAUCAGCGGCGAGAACUGCGGGCGUCCAGUCUCCCAGUUCCUGCAUGGCCGAUACGGCGACGACGGGAUAUACCUGAUCAUCGACGAAGGGUCUGUCGGUAUCCAGCGCGAGUUCAACCGGUCAUUUGCCAUGGUCAGCGUCGCGGAAAAGGGGUACCUCGAUGUGGGUAUCGACGUCUCCGCGACGGGCGGCCACGCGUCGAACCCCCCGGCGCAUAAUACCAUCGGCAUCCUGUCCGAGAUCAUCACUGCGAUCGAGAAGAAUCCCUUCGCGGGCAAAGUCACGCCCGCGAACCCGAUGUUCGACUUUCUCUCCUGCGCGGCCGUGCAUGCGCCCGCGUCUAGCUUUCCAGACUCCAUCCGCGCACAUCUCGCUCGGAUUGCGAGUGGGGAUGCGAAAGCCGAGCAGGACCUCGCGGCCGAACUCGACAGUCUGCGGUACUAUUUCCGGACCAGCCAGUCUGUGGGCAAGAUCGCCGGCGGGUUGAAGAUCAACGCGAUCCCGGAACUGGCCUCUGCGAUGGUCAACCUCCGUCUGGCCGUGGAGACGUCUGUAUCCGCCGUGCAGGCGCACUACGAGUCCUUGAUAUCUCCCAUCGCACGCAAGCACAAUAUGACCCUCGACGGCUUCAACCCCUCGCAGAACCUCACCACCCCCACAACCCCCCGAAGAAUCUCCCUAUCCGCCAUCGACGCCCUCGAACCAGCGCCCGUCUCCCCAACAACCGCGGAAACAGAACCAUUCUCCAUCCUCAGUGGAACCAUAAAACGAACCCUGCGCCCACUGGACCCCACUGAAGAAGACCUAAUCGUAACACCGUAUCUAAUGCCCGCAAACACAGACACAAAGUUCUUCUGGGCGCUGAGCGCCAACAUCUACCGGUUCACGCCGAUCAAUCUCGUGGAGAAUCUGAACCGCGCGCAUACGGUCGACGAGUUUAUACGUGCGAGCGAGUUUGUGCGCGAGCCCGUGUUUUUCGCGACGUUGGUGCUUAAUGCGGAUGAUGCGGUUUAG
Molecule: messenger RNA, 1707 nt
Organism: Aspergillus calidoustus
Lineage: Eukaryota; Fungi; Ascomycota; Eurotiomycetes; Eurotiales; Aspergillaceae
Source: the annotation of a GenBank genome assembly